Molecule: messenger RNA, 594 nt
Organism: Salarias fasciatus (jewelled blenny)
Lineage: Eukaryota; Metazoa; Chordata; Actinopteri; Blenniiformes; Blenniidae
Product: ladderlectin-like
Exons: 8
Coding region: 1-594 (197 amino acids)
Source: RefSeq, a predicted model, not a curated record
AUGUUGAUCGAGUACUCCAUCAACGGACUCCAGCUGAGCAGCCAGCAGCUUUGGGUCAGUACUGAAGCUGGUAGCUCUCAUGUGGACAAAGAAGCAGUGAAGGAAGCCCAGGAAGAGCUGGCUGCUGCCCCUGAGGCGGAGCUGCUGGUGAAGAGUGAAGAUGAAUCGUUGGCUCCAGAAGACCUGGUUCCUGCUUCCAGAAACGCUCGUUCUAACUCCUGUCCCUAUGGCUGGUCAAGCUACAACUCUCGCUGCUUUAAGUUCAUCCACUCAGCCAUGUCCUGGUACAACGCUGAGAGCUACUGCUACAACCUGGGAGGUCACCUGGCCUCGGUCAGCAACCCCCGAGAGUACAGCUUCCUGCAGAGAUUGACUCAGGGGGCCGGUCAGAGCGUUGCCUGGCUGGGAGGAUUCUACCUGCAGAAUCGGUGGAUCUGGAUUGACGGUACUGGACUCUACUACACCAACUGGUACGCUCCUUCAACUGCCAGCAGCUACCCCUGCAUGGUGUUACGCAACUUGUAUGGCUGGGGGAACACCAACUGUGGCACAGCUUACCGCUUCAUCUGCUCCAUUAACCCAUCCAACUGCUAG